Mesorhabditis spiculigera is the source of this 759-nucleotide messenger RNA. NCBI's taxonomy places the organism in Eukaryota, Metazoa, Nematoda, Chromadorea, Rhabditida, Rhabditidae. The record is from the annotation of a GenBank genome assembly.
AUGAAAGACAUCCAGCUUCCCGACUUCGAGCUGGUCAACUUUUCGGAUGAGUAUAUUGAACAGCAAUACCCAGCCGGGCUGUGGGACGAGUUGACGGUGUCAUUUGUAUUCAAGCGUCGUUACGGGUGGUACAUCCUGCAGGGUUACAUUCCAACAAUGGUCACCAUCGUCAUCUCUUGGAUUUCAUUCUACCUGGGACCGAGAGCCAUCCCAGCCCGGACGAUGCUUGGAGUCAAUUCUCUGCUAGCCAUGACGUUCCAGUUUGGAAAUAUCAUCAGGAAUUUGCCUCGGGUUUCUUAUGUGAAGGCGAUUGACGUGUGGAUGCUAAGCGGUAUGCUGUUCAUCUUCAUGUCCCUCCUCGAGCUGUGCGUGGUUGGAUUCAUGGAAGCCGAGGAAGAGGACGUCGCGUGGAAAGGAGCACAGAGUAGUCCACACCUGGAAUUACGACAAUUCUGGGUGGACAAGCGGUGUUCGUCGAUGCGGAAUCAUGAUAAUCAUAAUAAUGAGACCGCACCUCCCGAAUCCGAUAUGCCAGCCCUUGCCACUAUCAAACGCUCCCGUGAACGCCGAUCGUUCUUUGGCGCCGUCCGGAAACGCUGGAAGAAGAUGCCGACAAUCCGGCCAGAAGUUGUCGAUUUUUACAGCGCUAUUCUCUUCCCCACCUGCUACUGUAUGUUCAACAUUGCGUACUGGACGUACUAUUUGACGGACUUGUCCAGUUCUGUGGAAUUGAAUUUGGAUGCAGCAAUGCCUGCAAAA